AUGAACCUAUACAACAAUAGUAAUAGUAGUGGUAGUAGUAAUAGUAGUAGCAGCAGUAACAAUAAAACUAAUAUUGACUAUAAUGAUAUAAAUAAUAAUGAUAUCUUAACUCCCAAAGGAUAUCACACAAGUAUAUAUAUAGACGAUAAUGAUUUAAAUAAUAAUCAAAUUAUCAACAAAAAUAAUAACAACAACCAUAAUCGCAAUAAUAAUAAUAAUAAUAAUAAUAACAAUAACCAUAAUAACCCGAAGAAAAUGGUAAUAAAUUUAAAUCCAUCUGGAAUAUUUAUACCUUUAAUGAAUGAUUUUGAUGAUGAUGAUGAUGACGAACAAGAAAGUUUAAUAAAAAAUAAUAAAAUUACAAUACCAACAAUAAAUUCACAAAUAGCGAUACCAAUAUUAAAUAAUAACGAUAAUAAUAAUAAUAGUAAUAAUAAAACUGAACAAACAACAACAACAACAACAAUAAUAAAGAAUACAACGAUUUUUAAUAAUAAAACUAUUUCAUUUGGUAGAAUUGGAUUUAGGUCAAUUGUAAUAUUUUUAAUAUUAGUACCAUAUAUUUAUAUAUUGAAUUUUGCAAUAUUUCCAUGGACAGUUAAUUAUGAAACAGAAAGAAAGGGUAAAAUUCAUAGUUUCAUAUCUAUGGCAUUGGUGAUUCAAAUGUUAUGUAAUUAUUAUUUAUGUUCAACUACUGAUCCUGGUAGUUUCAAAGACACCAUAUCACCAUCAUACUAUCUAUUACAUCCAAUCUCUUCAACCGAUUCAAAUGAUCAUAAGAAAUGGUGUAACAAAUGUAAUCAUCAAAAACCAGAACGAGCUCAUCAUUGUAGAUAUUGUAAUAGAUGUGUACUAAGAAUGGAUCAUCAUUGUCAAUGGUUACAAAAUUGUAUUGGUUUAUUUAAUCAAAAAUAUUUUGUACUCUUUUUAUUCUAUACUUCAAUAUCAAUUAUUUAUUUCUUUACUUUAUUAAUUAAAAGAUCAAUUGAAUUAGUAACAAAAUAUACAAUGGAAAAAACAUUACCAAGUUUUGAUUUAUUACAUUUAUUUUUAUUAGGAAUUUUAAUUAUUAUUUUAAUUAUAGCUGGUAUUUCAAUAAUGGCAUUGCUUUGGACUCAAAUAGCAUUAAUUAGUAAAGGUUUAACAACGAUUGAACAUGAAGAUAAAAAAAGAAAAUAUCAACAACCAAAUUAUUUAAAUUUAUAUAAAAAGUAUGAUAAAGGUUCAAUAAUUUCAAAUUUCUCAAUUGUAUUUGGAAAUUUAUCUUUUUUAUGGUUAUUACCAACCAUACCAAAUAAUUUAAAAAUAACUUCAAAAAAAGGUGACAUUUUUAUAGUUUAA
Molecule: messenger RNA, 1341 nt
Organism: Dictyostelium discoideum AX4
Lineage: Eukaryota; Evosea; Eumycetozoa; Dictyosteliales; Dictyosteliaceae
Exons: 2
Coding region: 1-1341 (446 amino acids)
Cellular component (GO): membrane
Molecular function (GO): protein-cysteine S-palmitoyltransferase activity; palmitoyltransferase activity
Source: RefSeq, a predicted model, not a curated record